AUUGAUAGCCGAGUUUGAAUGUUAAAGAAAAUUGAGGGAUAAAAGACAAUAACCUAUCGUCUUAAAAUAUCAUAGAACAGUCCACUAACGAUAUUGCAUUCUGUUGAAAAAAAAAAUAGAUUCCUGAAAAGAAAUUGACACUUGACUACUUGAAUGAUGUUAUACCAAAUUACUAGCAAAGAGGAAGAAGAAGAGAACUCGCUAUUAUCAAAAACCGAAAUAUAGCUACAGCUAACAGAAUGUCGCAGCACGGGGAAGUGGUGGAGGAUUUUUAUGGGGUGUACUUACUCUACUGUAUCAAUCCGAAGUUCAAAGGGCGGACCUACAUAGGUUUUACUGUCGAUCCAAAUCGACGUAUCAAACAGCACAACACUGGAGUCAGAGCUGGAGGAGCUUACAGAACUAGUAAUCGAGGACCUUGGGAAAUGGUCCUCAUUGUUCAUGGGUUUCCGAAUGAUAUUUCUGCCUUGCGGUUUGAAUGGGCUUGGCAACAUCCCGAAAAAAGCCGUAGAUUACGAAGCGUUGACCGUAAGAAGAGUAGUGAAAAGAAGUUUGACUAUUUAAUAAAAGUUCUUGCUACCAUGCUACGAACCAAGCCUUGGGCACGUCUUCCGUUGACCAUAAGGUGGCUGAAACAAGAGUAUAUGAAAGAAUUUCCUGUAGGGAUGGAAGCCCCUUUACAUAUGCCAAUGGCCUAUGGCCCUGUUAAGCCUCAAAAAGUGUCGUCACCUCAGAAACAAGCUUCUUCAGUUAACAGCAGCCAAGAAACCUUUUCAACUUGUAUAUUAUGCGAAGAACUUAUAAGGUCAUCUGACUUAAUGAGAUGCCUAAAGUCAACAUGCAAGAUGACAGCUCAUGUGAGAUGUCUCGCAGGUCACAUGUUGAAUGAUGAAAGUCCGGAUAUAUUACUACCUUUAGAGGGCCAGUGUCCAGAUUGCAAGAGCGUUCUAUUAUGGGGUGACCUGGUUAGGCUGAAACGCGGUUGCUACAGAGAAUCUGAAGACGUAGAAGAGCACUGGGCAGAGUCACUCACAAGGGAUGAUGAUACUACUUGACAGUGAUGCUUUUUGGCUACAGAUUUUCCAUUUUCACUUACAUUUCCAGGUACAUAUAUUGUCUUUGCUGCUGCUGUAUCUCCUUAAAACAUAUUCUGAAGUUGCUCUCGAUAUAGAUCUAAUAGUUGACACUUGAGGCAGUGAAAAGAGGGAGAUGGAGUGGUUGGACAGCAAGAUAAGAGUCAGAAAGCUAAGGAGACGAAUUACAAUGAUCUAAAGUUAAAAUUGGGAAAAAAAACCCAGAGUCGCAACAGGAAGUAAUAGAUAAAGACAGCAAGAAUGAAGAAAGGAAGUAGGAAUGGAGGUAAAGUAAAAUAGAUGUACGUGUAUGUAGUAAUGAAUUGUAAUAAAAAUUCUAACAGCUGUA
Macrobrachium nipponense is the source of this 1422-nucleotide messenger RNA. RefSeq names its product structure-specific endonuclease subunit slx1-like (gene slx1). NCBI's taxonomy places the organism in Eukaryota, Metazoa, Arthropoda, Malacostraca, Decapoda, Palaemonidae. Gene Ontology annotation, molecular function: crossover junction DNA endonuclease activity; 5'-flap endonuclease activity. Gene Ontology annotation, cellular component: Slx1-Slx4 complex. Gene Ontology annotation, biological process: double-strand break repair via homologous recombination. The transcript is spliced from 6 exons. The coding region runs from base 240 to 1055 and encodes 271 amino acids. The record is from RefSeq and is a predicted model, not a curated record.